AUGACAUUAAAGCAAAUUUUGGAACAAUUCUUUUAUUUCGAAUGGCAUUGGCCAUCUGCAAUUAUCAUCAUUUCAUUUCUAAUCUAUGCUAUUGUGAUGACAAUGAUCUUACCCGGUAAAGAAUAUACUGGACCCAUAACUGACACGGGUCAUGUGCCAAUCUAUCGAGACAAUGGCUUUACUUAUUAUUUUGUUUCUCUCGGUUUGUUUGCACUGUUAACAUUGGUACUGAAAAUGAAUCACCUGUCGCCGACGUAUAUCUAUGAUCAUUGGGAAGAAUUUCUGUCAACUGUCAGCACAUUUGCCUUUAUUCUAUGCUUUUUCGUUAUGCUUAAAGGAAAAUAUAUGCCGUCGACCAAUGAUCACCGAUCGUCAUCGAAUUGGAUAACAGAUUUCUACCGAGGCGUGGAACUUUAUCCCCGAAUAUUUGAUGUCGACAUCAAACUUAUCACAAAUUGCCGAUACGGAAUGUUAUCCUGGGCACUUCUGUCAGCUAUUUUCUGCAUGAAAACCUUCGAACUUCAUGGCUACACAGACAGCGCACUGGUCACGUGUUUGUUAACAAUCAUCUACUUAACAAAAUUCUUCUGGUGGGAAUCAGGUUAUAUGAAGACAAUGGAUAUCAUCGUCGAUCGUGCUGGAUUUUAUCUUUGUUGGGGCUGUCUUGUUUGGGUGUCAGGUCUUUAUACAUUGCCAUCAUAUUUUCUCGUUACUCAUCCAAUUAAACUUGGUCCAGUAUUAACAAUUACAAUUCUGGCGUUGGGUGUGUUUUCGAUCUAUAUCAAUUAUGAUUGCGAUCGACAAAAGAUUGAUGUACGGGCAAGCAAUGGUCAAUGUAAAGUUUGGGGUAAACCAUCGCAUAUCAUUCGUGCCAAAUAUGUUCUCCUAAAUGGUAAACAAUCGGAAAGUAUUCUUCUAGCAUCCGGUUAUUGGGGUCUAUCAAGACACUUUCAUUACAUUCCUGAAUUAACUUUGGCUUUUCUUUGGUCAUGUCCAUGUGGUUUUAAGUUUAUUUUACCAUAUAUUUAUUUUAUAUUUCUCUCGAUUUUACUCAUGCAUCGUGCCCACCGUGAUGAUCAGAAAUGCCGACUGAAGUAUGGCAAAGCUUGGGAUAGGUAUUGUCAACUUGUUCGAUGGAAAGUUUGGCCUGGAAUAUAUUAG
This is a messenger RNA of Adineta ricciae, 1161 nucleotides long. Lineage: Eukaryota; Metazoa; Rotifera; Eurotatoria; Adinetida; Adinetidae. The record is from the annotation of a GenBank genome assembly.